This is a messenger RNA of Ictalurus punctatus (channel catfish), 1647 nucleotides long. It is a transcript of the gene agmat, whose product is annotated as agmatine ureohydrolase (agmatinase). The transcript has 7 exons. Lineage: Eukaryota; Metazoa; Chordata; Actinopteri; Siluriformes; Ictaluridae. The coding region runs from base 179 to 1237 and encodes 352 amino acids. The record is from RefSeq and is a predicted model, not a curated record. Gene Ontology annotation, molecular function: agmatinase activity; metal ion binding.
AAAGGCACCUGUCUCUCGCGCUGGGAUCUUGUUACAGGAGUGCAAAAGUUCAGCUCGGUUUUGCAGCAGAAGUUUUUACAGAACUACAGGCAGGACAGGAACACCGGCGCGUUUAAAAAGGAAAGAACAAGGGAAACGCAGGUAAUCUCUCGCGCGUGCAAAGUGCAGUCUGAUUAACAUGCUUCACUUCAUGAAGAUCCGCCAGCUGAGAGCGUGCGUGGCGUUCCUGCGGGGUCAGCCGGUCGGGGUGAGUGGGAAUGGGAAUGUGAUCACCCCAAGCAGACUGAUGUCCAGCAAAACAUACAAUGUUCCUCCGAGCAGCGAGUUUGUCGCGCGCGUGUCAGGAAUCGCCACCAUGGCCAAGUUACCUUAUCAGGACACAGCCGAGGGUCUGGACGCAGCCUUCAUCGGAGUACCCAUCGACACCGGGACCUCCAACCGACCUGGAACCAGGUUUGGCCCUCGGCAGAUCAGAGCCGAAUCGUUCAUGCUGAGGAACUACAGUGGCACGGGAGCUGCACCCUAUGAGUCCCUGAUGGUUGCAGAUAUUGGCGACGUCAACGUGAACUUGUAUGACCUAAAGGACGCCUGCAGACGGAUUCGCGAGGCUUAUCGCAAAGUGGUGGCUACAGGCUGCAUACCGCUUACGCUGGGGGGCGAUCACACAAUCGCUUACCCGAUUCUACAGGCCGUGGCAGAAAGACACGGUCCGGUGGGUCUGGUCCAUGUGGAUGCCCAUGCUGACACGGGUGAUAUGUCCCUGGGGGAGAAGAUCACUCACGGUACACCGUUCAGGCGCUGUGUGGAGGAGGGACUGCUCGACUGUAAACGCGUGGUUCAGAUUGGCCUCCGAGGCACUGCCUAUACGCCCGACGCCUACGCGUGGAGCAGAGAACAGGGUUUCCGUGUAGUCCGGGUGGAGGAGUGUUGGUACAAAUCUCUGGUGCCACUCAUGACGGAGGUUCGGGCCCAAAUGGGUAAAGGGCCUGUUUACCUCAGCUUCGAUAUCGACGCUUUGGAUCCUGCGUUUGCCCCAGGCACUGGAACACCUGAGAUCGCAGGCCUCACGCCUAUUCAGGGACUGGAGAUCGUUCGUGGAUGUCGAGGUUUGAAUCUCGUUGGCUGUGACUUGGUGGAGGUUUCCCCACCGUACGACACUACGGGAAACACUGCUCUGACUGCAGCCAACCUGCUUUUUGAAAUGCUUUGUGUCCUUCCAAAGACAAAACACUACUGAUUACGAAGAAAUGUUUACAGUGACUGAAUAAUUCGGUUUUAAGGAUCAUAAAAACUGAUUUCUGUUUAUGCUGUAGCACUUUUUGGUCCCGCAGGCCAUGUGAGCACUUAAAUGAUGAGUCAUUGCAAUGAGUUGUGCCAUUAAUGAACGUGUUAUUAUGAAAUUCAAGUCACUUUAUGUGGGGGUGGGGUUUUUUUUGUUGUUGAUUUUUUGGCUUUGCAGUAACAAAUUGCAUGGGAAUCUCUGAAGACUUGCAGGGUUGGGAGGGUUACUUUAAAAAUGUAUUCAGUUACAAAUUAAUUUUUAAUGUAAUCAGUAACGUUAUCCAAGUAUCACAAUAUGAAAGUAAUGUAAUCUGAUUCUUUUCGGAUUCAAGGUCACAUAUGUAAAUAAAGUCAAGAGAAAAGCAA